Messenger RNA from Cryptotermes secundus, 568 nucleotides. RefSeq names its product gamma-secretase subunit PEN-2 (gene pen-2). NCBI's taxonomy places the organism in Eukaryota, Metazoa, Arthropoda, Insecta, Blattodea, Kalotermitidae. The coding region runs from base 93 to 398 and encodes 101 amino acids. The transcript has 3 exons. The record is from RefSeq and is a predicted model, not a curated record. Gene Ontology annotation, biological process: Notch receptor processing. Gene Ontology annotation, cellular component: gamma-secretase complex.
CACAUUGUUACAGUUUAAAUGACUGACGUUUAGUAUCGAUAGUUUGCUGUGUAGCAUGGUUGAACGUAUUCUUAACCAGCUUAGGUCCAAGGAUGGAUUUGUCAAAAAUGAAAAACGAUAAGAAGCUCUACCUUUGCAGAUGGUAUUACCGAGCUGGAUUUGCAUUUCUGCCGUUUCUUUGGUGUGUAAAUGCAGUUUGGUUCUUCGCAGAAGCGUUUAGGAAGCCACCAUAUGAAGAACAAAGAGAAAUAAGAAAGUAUGUGGUAAUGUCUGGAAUUGGUACCAUUAUAUGGACUGCAGCUCUGACAACAUGGAUAACAGUAUUUCAGUUGUACCGAGCAGAAUGGGGAGAAACUGGAGAUUGGAUAUCAUUCAUUAUACCAACAGGAAUACCAUAGCAUUUGUAGUUAAAUAUAACGAGUGAAACAAACUUUCUCACUAAGAUGACAUAUUUUUGAGCUGUUGAGCUUUGACACUCCUAGGUUCCACAUGAGCAAGUCCAGGAUAUGCAUUCCAGAACUUAAUUCAAAAUCUCUUAAAGGAAUUUUAUAGCAGCAGACAUUAUGAU